UCGAUAAGUCCGCGGUCACACUGUCCAAUUCUCAAUUGACAUAAAUUAAAAAAAAUUAAAUUAAAUUUUAUCUUUUGAGAAAGCCGUUUCAGUAAAAAUGUCACUGAACUACGAAGAAAUGAGCUGGUCAGAUGUGCGAGACCAGUUUAGAAAGUGGCGCGAGGAAACCGGACGACAUAGCGAGGAGGUUGUCCAGCUUUGGGUCGCGGUACUCGAGGACAAAGUGCAUAAAACUGGCAAUGAGCGACAUCUGAUUCUGGAGCAGGUGAUAAUAGCGGCACUGGAUACGGCGCGAUUCGAUAUUGCCACUAAUUGCACCAAGCAGCUGAGCCUGGAGUUUCCCGGUAGUCUGCGCGUGAUGAAGUUCAAAGCUAUGCGUUAUGAAGCACUCGAACAAUAUGACGAGGCCGAUGAAGUGCUGGAUGCCAUAAUAGCCAAAGAUGAGACAAAUGCUGCGCCCCGGAAACGGAAAAUUGCUAUACUUAAGGCGCGUGGUCGUCGAGUGGAAGCCAUCAAGGAACUAAACGAUUAUUUAAAAAAGUUCAUGUCCGAUCAGGAAGCAUGGCACGAGCUGUGCAGCAUGUACCUGGCCGAGGGCGAGUACGGAAAGGCAUCAUUUUGCAUGGAGGAAGUUUUGCUGCACAAUCCCCACAGCCAUUUGAUACAUCAGAGACUCGCAGAGAUACGUUACACUAUGGGUGGCGUUGAGAAUGUUGAAGCAGCUCGUACGUACUAUUCGCAGGCUCUUAAGUUGAAUCCUCACAAUUUGCGUGCCCUCUAUGGCCUUUAUUUGAGCUGCAACUUUUUGGCCAAUUCUAAAGCAGUAAGUUCCAAGCGCAAAGAGUCGCAAAAGCUGGCACAGUGGGCCCUGGAACAAGUUUCGUCCCAUACCGCCAAGCAGUCUUCGAUCAAAAACAAUGAGAAAUUAAUUCUCUCAUUGGAGGCAGCAUUGGGAAACUUGGAAAUAAAGUCAAAUUGACCCAAAGAUGCAAUUAUUGGUGGAUUCAUUUAUGCAACGUGUCUAAAAAAAAUUCCAAAUAUUCUCCAAAAUAAGUUUUCAACAAUUAAAGAAUAUAAAUAUUAAAAAAAAUACCGGGUGUAAAUUAGAAUUUAGUCAAACAGUGCAUCCAAGCUAAUAUUUAUCAUGUUUAGCAAUUCGGUAAUCCUGCUCAUCAAAUCACUCUUAAAUUGACUGCGUGAAGAUAGUUCAGCAAUAAACUGUGCGGAAAGAUCAGAAAAA
Molecule: messenger RNA, 1240 nt
Organism: Drosophila obscura
Lineage: Eukaryota; Metazoa; Arthropoda; Insecta; Diptera; Drosophilidae
Gene: EMC2A
Product: ER membrane protein complex subunit 2
Exons: 4
Coding region: 98-979 (293 amino acids)
Biological process (GO): protein folding in endoplasmic reticulum
Cellular component (GO): EMC complex
Molecular function (GO): protein binding
Source: RefSeq, a predicted model, not a curated record